This is a messenger RNA of Drosophila eugracilis, 1633 nucleotides long. It is a transcript of the gene MFS18, whose product is annotated as solute carrier family 17 member 9. The coding region runs from base 210 to 1529 and encodes 439 amino acids. The transcript has 3 exons. Gene Ontology annotation, molecular function: transmembrane transporter activity. Lineage: Eukaryota; Metazoa; Arthropoda; Insecta; Diptera; Drosophilidae. Gene Ontology annotation, biological process: transmembrane transport. The record is from RefSeq and is a predicted model, not a curated record.
CGCUAUACUCUAAUCCAGCGGCUGCUUGAAAAACAGCCACGUAAAAAAUAUAAUUUUAAAAAGCGUAAAUACUUGGCAUUCUUGAAGCACAGAAUUGAAUGAAAGCAAACAAAGGCCGAUAGAAUAUGCCACAGCGACAAGCGACGCAGCAGUUUGAGUUGAUAUGUGACGUGAAGCAGUGGCAAUAGAUCCGGACCCAUUUUGUGACCAUGGACGAGAAACUGAAAUAUUCGUUGUUGCGCGGAGAAUUGGUGGACACUCAAAGUAUAUGGACCAGGCACGAGAAACGCGUGUGGUUCAUUACCCUGAUAACGGGCACCUGCAUGCUCUACUCCACGCGCACUACUAUGCCACUUCUUGUGCCGGCAGUGGCAUCCGCUCAGAAGUGGAGUAAAACUGACUCCGGCACCGUUCUCAGCUCUUUCUUCUGGGGCUAUACACUAACACAGGUUGUGGGUGGCUAUUUCAGUGAUCGUUUUGGAGGCCAGCGGGUCAUCCUGUGCGCCGCCAUCGGCUGGUCGCUCAUCACAUUCCUGAUGCCCACGAUCAUCUGGUCAGCGGGAUCGAUAAAGAGCUACGCAAUUCCUUUUAUCGUGGCCAUUCGCAUAUUAAACGGCGCCCUCCAGGGUGUUCAUUUUCCCAGCAUGAUCAGCUUGACCAGUCAGAACCUAUGUCCUAAUGAAAGGAGCAGCUUUUUUGGCCUGCUUACAGCCGGCUCUGCGUUGGGAACCCUUUUAACCGGAAUCAUGGGAUCGUUUUUGCUGGAUUACUUUGGAUGGUCGUACGUCUUUCGGGUGAUUGGUCUGAUGGGGAUCGCGUGGGCCUUGGUUCUGCGGUACUAUGCAAUGGCUGGAGAACGCAAUCGAAUCAUAAAUAUUGCCACGCCCUCGCGGUUGUGCGCAAACAAGAGUCCGUCGGAGGCGUCGGCUGUACCCUGGCUACGCUACUUCAGUCGGCUGUCCUUCUGGGCCUGUGUGCUGACCCAUGCCUGCGAGAUGAACUGCUUCUUUGUACUUCUUUCUUGGCUGCCCACCUACUUCCAUGACGGCUUUCCACACGCUAAAGGUUGGGUGGUAAACAUGAUACCUUGGUUGGCCUUGCCGCCAUGCACGCUAUUUGCAAAGUACUUGACCACAAGGUUACUUGCCCGCGAGUGGCAGACUACGACGGUGCGGAAGCUUAUCCAGAGCUGCUGCUUUGCUGCCCAGAAUUUGGCUCUGUUCGUGAUGAGCCGUACCUCGGAUUUCCAUACGGCCCUUAUCUGCAUGACCAUAAUCAUUGGGGGCACGGGCUUCCACAACAAUGCGGUGACUGUGAAUCCGCAGGAUUUGGCUCCUCUUCAUUCGGGAAGCGUCUUUGGCCUGAUGAACACAGUAGGCGCGAUUCCUGGCUUCCUUGGCGUCUAUCUGGCCGGACACAUUUUGGAGCUUACGCAGAGUUGGCCGAUGGUGUUUAGCGCGGCGGCUGGAAUUAAUUUGGUCGGAUGGAUCAUAUUUCUCGUCUUUGGCUCGGCGGAAGCCAUUGUUUAACAUUCUCUAGCAUUCUUUCUCAGCAUAAACUAACUAAUUUAUUUGUGUAUAUUAGAGUGUGUCGAUUUGUGUAUGGAUCUGUUUGAAGACUAAUAUUUUGUAUU